This is a messenger RNA of Somion occarium, 1968 nucleotides long. The record is from the annotation of a GenBank genome assembly. NCBI's taxonomy places the organism in Eukaryota, Fungi, Basidiomycota, Agaricomycetes, Polyporales, Cerrenaceae.
AGGCCGCGACACCAAACUUCGUGGCCUGCGAACAUAGCAGAUCUUUUUCAGUCACUAACUUUUGGGUUCUUCAGGACUGUGUUGCACUAGCGCACAUCGGCUGCUGGAUGGUCUAUGUGCCGCCCAUUACCCAGGCCGAGUUUCUGCAAAUAUUGCAGAAAUGCAUACCCCCCACCGGAUGGCCGAAGAGACUAGGUAUGAAGUACCACUUUUGCUAUGGACAUGCACUCACCGGGCUUCAGCUGUCGCUAAUUCUGGAGGACCGGACUCAACAUGUCUUCUUUACUUGAUGUCUUCUCUUAUUCGAGAGAAGAAAGGGAAACCUGGGCUGCCUCAAUCCAUCGUGUCGAUCCACGUAAACCACAAGCUUCAAGCGGCAGCCGACGACAUGGCGAAUCAUGCUGCUAAGACUGCAAACAUACUCAGCGUCCCUCAUUUUGGUACUGAAAUUCCUUGGGGUAGCCACCCUUUUCCUGCUAAACCGGUCGAUGGCACUCCAAUGGAACAUCAUGCCCGCCGUUCUCGAUUUAACAGAUUGUUCGAAGCUAUGACAGCUUUGAAAGCGUCAUGUCUCGCGUUCGGUCAGCAUGCCGAUGACCAAGUCGAAACAGCCAUCAUGCGAUUGGCAACUGGUAGCGGAGCCUUGGGUGCUAGUGGCAUGUCACCCAUACGUAGAUGGGGCAUGGGUGGGAUAACAGAGCUGGAAUUCAAUGGUUACGAGGGAAUGAAUCGUUUCAUCAUUCGUCCUUUCUUGGAAGUUUCAAAGGACAGGAUCUUGGCCACAUGCGAAGCAAAUAAUUUGGAGUAUGUCACUGACCAUACCAACUUCCAACCUGACAUAGCUUUACGAAACAAGAUUCGAGCCAUACUGACUGAGAGGCUCAAGUACCCAAACCAGGACGACACAGAGUCUUCCGCACCUACAUCUGUAUCCGAGCAGGAAGCCAAGUUCCACAAAGCUAUCAGGAAGUUGGGUGAUGAAGCUUUCCACACCGAAGGACGUGCAGGCCUGUACGACUCGGUCAAACGCAUCAGCGACAAGGUACAAACUAUCAAUUUGAAAGUAACCAACAUCCUACGCCGUGUAAGACUUCCAUCUCCGCCGUCAACAAUCCUUAUUUCUACGGAGGACUUGCAGACAAUAACAGAUGUUGAGGUAGCCAUUGCGCUAUCACGACGAAUCAUGCGUCACAUCUCACCGUUUCCCUACGGUCACAUCUCUGCUGAAGCCAAGGGUAACCGUAGCGGCUUCGAGGACCUAGUACGAAAAGUCUGGAGUGGCGGUAUGGGUGACGACGAGAAAGAUACGCAUGCUUGGUGCUUCGGAAGCCACGUCCUCUGGUCACCUGUCACGUUAACUGCCAACGGUCGAGUGCGCUGGCGUCCCCCAAGAAGCCCUGACGAGAAAGCAGCAUGGUUAAUCUCUCGAGAACCACCGAUGUCCCCUACUCGAUGGCAACAAAACGGCAAAGUCGACCCCUUGACUACCGAUGUUACGCUCAUAUUGAACAAGCGUCUUGUCGCUGGAGAUACGGCUCGGGUUUUGUACGAUUGUCGGUUCCUGAUAUCGUUCUUUGUGGAUCGCAUGCCCGAUUCCAUAAAGGCUUCCUUGGCUGAUCCGGCACAGAAUGCUUCGAUCGUAAUUGAACCUCAUACGAAAUUCUAUCUACCGAAGGUCGUGCUGCGACGGGAAGGGUAUAAGGAUGAAGUUUUGACUGUGGCAGAGUGGAAGAUGGGUGCUGCUUGGGACCGAUGGAAGUUCCACUUCCGACCAGCUACUAAAGGGUGGAUUGGUGUGAAGUACGUUCGUCCGUGGUCCCACAUUUGAGGCCGCUUACAUGUCAAGUACGUUCUCUUGAACUGGACGGAUUCGAGUUGGUGGGUGUGCAUGUGUGUAGAUUAGGAUACUAUAUAUCGUACAUUAUUUGGUGGUUAUACUCAGCCACGCUAAUGGGCCACUGUGAUCCU